CGAAACCGUCCCUGUCCGACAGCCACUGGCAACUUCUAUGGACCCAACCUACGAUUAUCCAGCCAGUCAGAAGCAUUGUCAGACUAGUCUCCUUGGCUGGCCAGCAGCAGCAGCAGCUCCAGCAGCUACUCAGCUUUCUCCGCAUCUUCCCCUCAAGGAAAACAAAAAAGAAAGAACCCAGACCGACACUUGCCCCAACUGCCCCCAGCUGCGUGUCGGGGGUUAAAUUCCUGCUGCUUCGCUGUUCAUGAUCACUUCCUCUUCCUCUUCCUCUUCCUGUUUUUCGUUCUCUCUUCACUAAUUCUCCAUCUACCUUCACGAAUCCCUCCUUCUCCCGUUCGCCGCCCCUCGGUCCUCCCACCAAGACAAACAUCCAUCACAAUGUCUGCCAGAAGAUUGAAGGUUGGCUGUGCCGGUCUCGGUCGCAUGGGCAAGCGUCAUGCCCUCAACUUCUUACAGCGCACUCCCCGCGCAGAGCUCGUCGCCGUCAGUACUCCCGACGACAGCGAAUUGGAAUGGGGCAAGGUCCACCUGGCCCCGUACGGCGUGAAGCUGUACAAAAACUAUGACGACAUGCUGAAGCACGAGGGCUUGGAGGCCGUGAUUGUUGCCUCCGCUACCGCCGUGCACGCCGAGCAGGCCAUCAAGGCCAUUGAGGCUGACAAGAACGUUCUGUGCGAGAAGCCUUUGUCUACCAGUGUUGAAAUUUCCCAAUCCGUCCUUGACGCCGCAGCCAAGAAACCCCAUCUCAAGGUCAUGUGCGGAUUCUCGCGGCGAUUCGACGCCUCCUACCGGGACGCGCACAGCAAGAUGUCCGCGGGGGCGAUCGGCACGGCCUCAGUUAUGCGCAGCCAGACGUGCGAUAAGCUGGACCCGACGGGGUUCUUCGUCACCUACGCUGAGUUCUCUGGCGGUAUCUUUGUGGACUGCUCGAUCCACGACAUCGACCUGGCGCUGUGGUUCUUCGGCCAGGACAGUAAGGUGAAAUCCGUCUCCGCUGUGGGCAUCACGGCGGUGGAGCCGGACCUCCGCAAGCACAACGACCGCGACAACGCUGUCGGCCUGGUCGAGUUCUACGACGGCCGCAUCGCCUACUUCUACGCCUCGCGUAUGAUGGCCGCCGGCCAGGAGGACUCCACCGAGAUCAUCGGCACCAAGGGCAAGCUGGCCGUCAACACCCAGCCCGCCAUCAACUUGGUCAACGUUUUCGACGAGACCGGCGUCCGCCGCGAGCUGCCCCAGCACUACUACGACCGCUUCGAGUACGCCUUCGUCACCGAGGCCAACGAGUUCACCGCCUCCUGCCUUGAGAACACCCCCGUGCCCUUGAAGCUGGAGGGCGCCGUCCAGGCGGUGCGCAUCGGGGCCGCCCUCCAGGAGAGUCUGAUCACCGGCGAGAAGAUCAACUUCGAUGAACAGGGGAACCGGAUCCCCAAGGCGAGAUUGUGAGCGUGAGGAGAGGAUGGUCACAAUAGACAUUGAUUAGAGCUUUUGGCUUUCACUAAACUUUUCUUUUUGGAAUGACUUGCGAGUGUGAUGUUUUAGCCUGAAUGACAAUCAAAAAAAAUAUGAUCCACGACU
This is a messenger RNA of Aspergillus fijiensis CBS 313.89, 1581 nucleotides long. Its product is annotated as putative NAD binding Rossmann fold oxidoreductase. The transcript is spliced from 2 exons. Gene Ontology annotation, cellular component: cytoplasm. Lineage: Eukaryota; Fungi; Ascomycota; Eurotiomycetes; Eurotiales; Aspergillaceae. Bases 382 to 1449 code for a protein of 355 amino acids. The record is from RefSeq and is a predicted model, not a curated record. Gene Ontology annotation, biological process: NADPH regeneration. Gene Ontology annotation, molecular function: nucleotide binding; oxidoreductase activity.